This is a messenger RNA of Spirometra erinaceieuropaei, 1176 nucleotides long. NCBI's taxonomy places the organism in Eukaryota, Metazoa, Platyhelminthes, Cestoda, Diphyllobothriidea, Diphyllobothriidae. The record is from the annotation of a GenBank genome assembly.
AUGAUGCGCCUCAGGGAUAGCCAAAAGCCCACACGUCCCCAACGUGCCACAGAAAACAAGAACACAAGGGUCAGUGCCUACUUAUCCACCAUAAACGACCGAAAACGACCACCCCUCCAGCCCACCUAUGCCUCUACCGAGAUUCCCAAAGCCGCCGGCCAUCGACAUCGUUCAGCCACCUCACCCGUAUCCAAGCCCUCCAGGUUUAACGGCUCUGAGGCACCCGGGGAAGGCAUACACGCUGGUCCAGGUAAUAACACUGAAAAGGCGUCAAUCAACACGACAUACGAAAUGACUACAAAUGAAACCCCCGGCAAGGCUGACGUACACGCAAAUCACUCCACAGCCGACGCCGACUUGAAGACUGGUGAGCAAGCCUCGCCAACGACAUCUGGAGCCAGACCCCCUCACACACCUGACGACAACGUAAACAAUUUAGGUGGCCACGUCACCACCGUCAAGGUCCCCCAUCCGAAAUGGCAACCCAUGUCUGACCCCAAGGACGACCACACAAGCACCCUGGAUGAUCGCACGGAGAUCCUUGAGACUGAUAAGUCCGUACAGAUGCCCCCGGUGGAUGCGGAUUCUACAGGGGGCACGACACCGUCCUCCAAGCGCGGCUGCUCAGUUGAACAUCGUGUCAGAUUUGGUGACUCCGAGGACGUCACAGUCUCACAGGAGAUUUCCGCCGCCACCUCCUCUUCUCUCCGCUCGGGAUUUGGCAGGCCGGGGUUCAGGAACGUGACGUGUCCGACUUGUCGCAAGUUCUACACUGCCCGAUCGUUGGAGUUUCACGCAAAGGCCUGUCUCAUGCGGAAGAAGGAGGAGAUGAAGGAGCGGGAGGCGCUGGAGUCUAUGAUGCAGCGCUCUGUGAAGGGGCCGACCCGACCGCCCGGAAAACUCUGUUACAUCUGCGGUCGACGAUACACACGCAGUUCCUGGACGCUGCAUGAGUCAAAAUGUGUGGAACAGUGGCAGACUUGGAAUUCCCGUCUUCCGAAACAACUUCGUCGUGGAGACUUACCCUUUAAGCCAAAUGUUUCCGAGGAGGACAUUCAGCAACGGACGGCCGCAGCUCGCAGUCGGGGAAAGACAAACUACUCUAGGGAAGACGCCCUGGAUGAUAUUAUGUACGAGGCCAGUGUUCAGAAUGCGCUGCCCUUGGAGUACUUGUAA